Naegleria fowleri is the source of this 1059-nucleotide messenger RNA. RefSeq lists its product as uncharacterized. The record is from RefSeq and is a predicted model, not a curated record. The transcript has a single exon. NCBI's taxonomy places the organism in Eukaryota, Heterolobosea, Eutetramitea, Acrasida, Naegleriidae. The coding region runs from base 1 to 1059 and encodes 352 amino acids.
AUGGGCAAUCAAGGAUCCUCUCAUCAUCACCACGCCAAAACAAGCACCGAAAAAGUCUCCUCCACCACCACUCCAACUUCCCUGAACCGAACGGAAACAGUUGUAUCACCAAAUUCCAACACCACAAAUAAUAGCAACGGAGUUUCUUCCAUUCCACUUGAACAAACACCAAUCUCAUCAUCGGAACUACCGAAUAAUGAUACGCCUCAGCAAGAAACACCCGAAGCAAAUACACAACCAUCAACCCCAUUUUCAUCUUCAAGUAGUUAUUAUUUUGAUGCUCCACAAUUGUUGGGAGAAUCUGAAAUUCUAAUCGGAGAUGAAGGAAAUUCCAUUGCACAACAGAUAAGAGCAAGUUUACCAUUGGAACAAAAGCUCCAUAAUCAAUGGACCAUGCUGUAUAGUAAUAAGAAAAACGGAGCAUCUAUUGCAACUUUUGCUGAAAUUGUCAUGUAUCAUGGUCCCAUGCUAAUUAUCAUCAAAGAUAUGGAGAAUAAUAUAUUUGGAGCUUUUACUAGCAUUUCACUGGAAAAGAAGUCUUCGUUUUAUGGAAAUAGUAAUUGUUUUUUAUUUAAAGUAGACACUGAAGAAAAUAAUGAAAAUUCAGAAGCAAAGAAAAUUGUUAAAGUUUUUCCUGCUAGUGGCAAAAAUGAAAAUUAUGUAUAUUUCAAUUUUGGAAAUAAGUAUAAUCCAUACAAUGGGUUAGCAUUUGGUGGAAGAAUUGGAUGCUUUUCGUUGUGUAUUGAACAAGAUUGGCGCUUUGGGAAAACAUGUGGAGAUUUAAUUACAUACUCCUUUAGCCCUCAGCUCUCUAGCGACUCCGAGUUUGAAAUUAAUGUAAUUGAAUGUUGGAUAUUCCCUUUGAGUGAAUCUGUGCAAAUCGAUCUAAGAUAUAGAGCAAAGGCAAAACAGUCGAAGCAAGCAUUAGGAGAGGGUAAUGCUGCUGAAAUUUUCAUCAUGAAACAAGCUGGUAUCAUGUCAAGUGAUCAUGAUCAUAUCAGAGAAACAGCUUAUCAAAAAGAUACUCCAAACAGUUCCAAUAAUAAUGUGAAUAAUUGA